AUGGAAAGCUCGACAGCGGCUGGAGAUGACUCCAGCUUGACCGUGGAUGUCGAUAGCCGAAAUGGGAUGUCCGCCCCACCACAAAUGGAGAACCCUGAGGAAUCCGCACUCUAUGAACAUUGGUCGAUCGAGGACAAUCGAGAGCGACCCCAGGUGGACGGAAAAGCGAGGAGAGCAAGUAGGCGGACGGGAAUGGAGCCGAGACAUUCGCAGAUAUUGGAAGAGGGGUAUAUGGAUAUGAGGCCGACGCACGCUAGAUAUUCACGAACAUCGAUGCCUCCUACGAUAGCACACCUAGGGCAGUCCCCCACCCAAUCCUCAGAGGACACGGCGGCGGCGAUUCCGCCUGAUAUACCAAGAGAACGCGCACGAACCUCACGACAUAUUCCGAUUUCGAAACCCUCCGCGCUAUUGUUCCAGCUCUACACCAUCUCCUACCUCAUCUUCUUCUCCAUCUUGGGCGUCCUGGCGCGUCUGGGGCUCGACUGGCUCACAUUCUACCCCGGAGCACCCGUCAUCACCCCAGUUCUCUGGGCGAACUUCACGGGGUGUCUCAUCAUGGGUUACCUGCAAGAAGAUCCGGCACUCUUCCAGAAACACCAUGCUACCAGCCACCCUUCGAGCGCUACCAACGCCGACCCCUCGCACCCGAAACCCCUCUCCACAAACACCCCCAACCCUCGCACCCACCUCACCCACAAGAAAACCAUCCCCCUCUACAUCGGCCUCACCGUCGGCUUCUGCGGCACCCUCACCUCCUUCAGCGCGUUCAUUCUCGACACCUUCCUCGCCCUCUCCAACGACCUCCCCCUCCCCAUCUCUCCCCCCACCACCCCUCCCUUCCCCCCUUCCCCCUCCCUCCCCCGCUACCCCGCCUACUCCCUUCUCUCCACCCUCUCCCUCCCCCUCCUCACACUCUCCAUCUCCCUCUCCGCCUUCUCCCUCGGCUCCCACCUCUCCCUCCUGCUCUCCCCCCACCUCCCCUCCCUCCCCCGCUCCUUCUGCCACCUCGACCGCCUUUUCCUCCUCCUCGCCCCCGCCGCCUGGCUCGCCUUUAUCCUCCUCUCCGCCCUCCCGCCCUCUCCCGCCUGGCGCCCCGUCACCCUCCCCGCGACUUUUGCUCCGCUCGGGUGUCUGCUACGCUACGCGCUAUCGCAGCGGCUGAACGGCGUGGCGGCGGGUUUCCCGCUUGGGACAUUCACGGCUAACGUGUUUGGGACGGCGGUCGCGGCGGUGGGGUUUGUGCUGGGGCGGAUGGAGUUGGCGGGGAGGGGUGUGGGUGGUGGGACGGCCGCGUGUGCGGUGCUCGGGGGGUUGGUGGAUGGGUUUGCGGGGGGGUGUAGUACGGUGAGUACGUGGGUAGCGGAGUUGAAGAGCUUGAGAAAGCGACAUGCAUAUGUUUAUGGAGGGGUGUCGGUUGGGGUGGCAUUAGGGGUUGCGGUUGCAGUGAUGGGUGGGGUUCGGUGGGGGGUUGGGUGGAGGGUGGCCUGCGGGGCGGAGCUGUAG
Eremomyces bilateralis CBS 781.70 is the source of this 1506-nucleotide messenger RNA. RefSeq lists its product as uncharacterized. The record is from RefSeq and is a predicted model, not a curated record. NCBI's taxonomy places the organism in Eukaryota, Fungi, Ascomycota, Dothideomycetes, Eremomycetales, Eremomycetaceae. Bases 1 to 1506 code for a protein of 501 amino acids. Gene Ontology annotation, cellular component: membrane. Gene Ontology annotation, biological process: fluoride transmembrane transport. Gene Ontology annotation, molecular function: fluoride transmembrane transporter activity. The transcript has a single exon.